Centruroides sculpturatus (bark scorpion) is the source of this 729-nucleotide messenger RNA. RefSeq lists its product as uncharacterized. The transcript has 2 exons. The record is from RefSeq and is a predicted model, not a curated record. Lineage: Eukaryota; Metazoa; Arthropoda; Arachnida; Scorpiones; Buthidae. Bases 1 to 729 code for a protein of 242 amino acids.
AUGGAUCAUCUAAAAACAGAAACUACCGACAAUUCUACAAAGAAACCAAACAUUCCCAGUCAGCCAACCUACUUGAUAGUUCAUGCUACUGGAGAAACACCUCUAUCAAAAUGUUCUCCUUUUUUGAUACAGAAAUUGUUUGAAUCUACAGUUGGAAAUUUGAAAAAAAUACAAAAAUUCAGGUCAGCAGAUCUCCUUUUAGAAACAGCCUCAUUUCAACAGUCUGCAAAACUUUUGCCAAUAAAGACCCUCAGAGACAUAGAAGUCACUGUCACCCCUCAUGGAAGUCUAAACUCAUCACGUGGGGUUAUAUCAGAGAUCGAUCUGAUGUCUGAAGAUGAAUCAGAUAUUCAGAUCGGCCUCUCUGAUCAAGGUGCAUCACCAUUUGUCGAGAUGGAUAUUUGCGCUGCCCAGUUUGGUCGUAUAUUCCAAAUCCGCUGCGUUGCUUCAAAUGUCAGCGAUUUGGACAUUCCCAGUCCUCCUGCCGAAGCAAAAGCUUAUGUGCACAGUGUGGAAUCGAAAGCCACCAGAGUACUGAAGUGUACUGGUACUCCAUGCUGUGUGAAUUUCAAAGAUGCCCAUCCAGCUUACUCUCGAAAAUGCCCUGCAUGGCAAAGAGAAAAAGAGAUUCAACAGGUAAAAACUGUGAAUAACAUUUCAUACCCAGAAGCCUGUUGCAUGGUCACUCCAAGUGUACCACCUAAACAAAGACAUUCGCUGCUGCAUUGA